UUUCCUUAUAUGGCCAAGGAGCAGAGUACAUCUAAGGCUUGUGCUUGUUUUGUCCUGCCAAGCUGCCGGACGCAGCCUCACAUCACCUUGAAAAUGAAAAGGAAUAUUGCGGAUUGUGUGAAGUAAGAGAGUGGAAUCAAAGCUGUCAGCAAGGAGCCAACACGUCUUCAGCGCGGCAGGCCAUUUUAACCUUCCUUCAGUGGGCGGGCGUACGGUGAGAUCGAUUUCUCACUUUAUUGCAGGGGCGUGUAGCUUGCAUGAAGAUCCCAACUUCAGAACAGACCAUAGCACCCAGCCUCCAUUUCCACAUCCAGGAAAAUGUCAGGUUCUUACGAUGAAGCCACUGGCGGAGAUGAAAUCACAGACAGCUUCUGGGAGGUGGGCAACUACAAGCGAGCAGUGAAAAGGAUUGACGAUGGGCACAGACUUUGCAAUGACCUCAUGAACUGCAUCCAGGAGCGGGCCAAGAUUGAAAAGGCCUAUGGGCAGCAGCUGACUGACUGGUCAAAGAGAUGGAAGCAGCUUGUCGAGAAAGGUCCUCAGUAUGGCACACUGGAGAAAGCCUGGAUUGCUAUGAUGACAGAAGCAGACAAAGUCAGUGAGCUGCAUCAAGAGGUAAAGAAUGGGCUCCUCACCGAUGACUUGGAGAAGGUCAAGAACUGGCAGAAAGAUGCAUACCACAAGCAGAUGAUGGGAGGCUUCAAAGAAACUAAAGAGGCUGAGGAUGGCUUCCGAAAAGCACAGAAGCCUUGGGCCAAGAAACUUAAAGAGAUGGAGGCCGCAAAGAAGACUUAUCACAUGGCAUGCAAAGAAGAGAAACUGGCCGCCCAGCGAGAGGCCAACAGCAAAGCAGAGGCCUCCGUCACCCCUGACCAACAGAAAAAACUACAAGACAAGGUGGACAAGUGCAAGCAAGAUGUUCAGAAGGCAAAGGAGAAGUAUGAGAAGGCCCUCGAGGAGCUGAACAAGUGCACGCCGCAGUACAUUGAGAACAUGGAGCAAGUGUUUGACCAAUGUCAGCAGUUUGAGGAGAAGCGCCUCAACUUCCUGAAGGAGGUGCUCCUCGAUAUCAAGCGUCAUCUGAACCUCACAGAGAACCAAAGCUACUCAAGUGUCUACAGGGAAUUGGAGCAAACCAUCCGCACCGCCGAUGCUCAGGAAGACCUCAAGUGGUUCAACAACUUCCAUGGCCCAGGAAUGCACAUGAAUUGGCCUCAGUUUGAGGAAUAUAACCCUGACCUGACGCACACCAUCACUAAAAGAGAAAAAGCGAAGAAGCCCAAUGAGGGGGUGACCCUUACCAAUGUCACCCCUGGAGGAGAGCAUCUGGCACAGGCUGGUGACCGGGGCAGUGUGAGCAGUUAUGACAAAAACCAGGCAUAUUCAGCAGAGUGGUCUGAUGAGGAGUCUGCCAACCCUUUCACAGGGAAUGAAACUAAUGGAGGAUCCAACCCCUUUGAGGACGAGUCUUCUGCAAAUAAAGGAGUGAGAGUAAGGGCACUUUAUGACUACGAGGGGCAGGAGCAGGAUGAGCUGAGCUUCAAAGCAGGAGAUGAGCUGACCAAACUGGAGGAUGAGGAUGAGCAGGGCUGGUGCAAGGGUCGCCUGGACAAUGGCCAGCUUGGUUUGUACCCUGCCAACUAUGUGGAGUCCAUCUAGUUUGCCUGCCUUGUGGACCAGCAAUCUCGAUGCCCCCCUCCCCCAAUCCUGAACCACAUCUCCCACCCUGUCCUCCCCCACACCCCAUUCUUACAGAGGCAGCUUGGACUGAACCAGCCAAUUGAACUGCAGCUCUGGUGUUGCUUGGUCUGAAGAGACAAACUACUGAAGUACUUCCCUCGCCAGACUUCGCAGUGCUGUCUAGUGAAAGACGUCCUUAGUUAAAAAUACGAGAGGACGGUAAUGACCGCAUCCAAGGCACAUAAGAAGGACAACAAAAGGCAACAUUCUGGCUGGACUAUCCCACAAAGCAGUACAUGUGCUUUACAUCCUUGUUCGGUACUGGACUUUAGACCUCCAACCGUGCACAAGUGCAGGGAAUCAUUUUGCGUUUUUGUGUAGCUGUGCUCAGUAUGAAUUUUGUGCUGCAGAUAUGACAUAUGUGUAGCGGUAUGUUCUAUUCAAUGAGUAUUACAUAGCUAUCAAUUCUUGUGGAGCAGUCUGUGCUGCACAAGGAACACAUUCUGUAUAUUUGGUGCCGUUUGCGUAAUCCCAUCCUGCUGCACACACGUAUUGUGCGGCAGAGAGAUGUGCUACGCAAAAUGCUCUCUUUGUGUUUUGAUGACAUUCCUGUUGACGGUAUGUGCUAUACAACGUGUUGUUUCCCGUAUCUGACUCUAGUUGUCCAGCAGCAUGCUCUCUCUGAUAUGCAUUUCAGUGACGUGCAGAAGAUGCAACAUCAAUAACCGGCUACAAUGGCAUAGGUGUUUGCAAUUUUAACCCCCCUCUCACCACCACCCAGGAAAGCAGAUUCUGAUUCUAUAAGCAAGUAAGAAAAAAAGCCACUCUUCAUGUGAUUAUUUAUGUAUCUUUACAGCUCUUUAGAGAAUCAUUUGAAGCUUGUUGCCAUGAGAGAAAUGAAACCUUUCUUUACAAACAUUUAUUUUUGCUAAAUCCAAUGCCCCCUUUUGCAUUUUGAUAUACUAGUUGAUGACCUGCAUUUGAUAAAGCUGCUCACUAUGGAUGGGGCUGUAGAAGGACAAGCUGAUUGAAGAAAUGGAGUCAGUUCAAGAUGAGGAGUGGAAGUCAUGUCAAACUUAAAUUGAGGUUGCUAAUGAAUGUUUCUGAUGGGUAUUGUGGCCUAGUGUCUUCAAAGCCUCACCCGAGCAAAACCAGAUUUGGCCUGUGGGUUCCUUGGAGGAAAGUAGCUUGGUAGAGAACACAGUCAAUCAAGCUUUAUUUGAUCCUGAGACUUUCUUAGUAACGUAAGUGCAGUGGAUUUACAAAGCAAUUACAAACUUUGAUUUUAUGGUUCUGUCUGUAGUUUUCCCUAGUCAAUUGGUUUUAGUUUUACUAACUGAAUAAUUUUGGAUUCAGCUCUUCCGGGUCUUCAUAUAAGUAAAUGUGUAUAUGCACACACUAUAUUACAAUAUAUAUAUAUAGUAUACAGCAUAUUUAUAUCAAUUUUUGAAACUGCACAAACCCUUUCAUAGUUGUGAGGCUAUCGGUCCAUCAUAAGGCGUAUCCCUAUGCUCACUGAAACUGUGCAGAUAUGAUACUGUGAAUUAAUCUAACACACACGUCUUAUAAAUGCCUAUCAAAUGCUUAUUGGAUGCCUCAAAAAGAUGCCCUAACAUUUUUGUAACCCCUGAUAAGAUUUUUUUACUGGUUUGAUCCAGAGUACUGUUUGCCAUUGGUGAAUACUUGCCAGUGCUGUGAUUGGCAACCGUAUGCUUCUCACACUGGUGUCACAUUUAAAAAGAGGUUCUGAGCUUAUAGCUAGAAUAGUCACGCUUAAAAUUCACAGUGAGGAUACAUUUAUAAUCUUCUGGUUCUACUUCAAUUUAAAUUAGGAAUACCGAUAAAUCCACGUAUUCAUCCAUUUCCAGUACUUAUCUUGUGCAGUUUAGGGUUCUGGCGUGAAGUUCAGGCUGAUCCUGGCAGUAUCAGUCAAUCCUGAGCAGAGCACCAGAUAUGCUCUUAAUCAAGAUUUCUUAAACUAUUGCUCUUUUUAGUGUCUUCAAGGCCCAUUCUUUGUUGAAUGUCUGCAUGGGUGUGGCUGUACAUUAUAACCAUCCCUCUUUGAGAAUUGUAGAUGAUCAGCUUGGGUUUGGUUUACAAUUGAUAGAGAUAUAUUGAUUGCUUAAUCAGUGUGAGGAAAACCCAUCGUGACCCGUAACCAUUAAAUACAACAGAAACCUGCGACCCAACGGUGGCAGAACCUCUGUUCUAAAUUAAUGACAGCUUCAUUUUUUAACAAAACUGAAGUGUUGCCCUUAAUAGAAAGAGUAAACAUGUACUCGGCUGGGAUAAUUGUCAUUCAGUUGGUUGCUGUUGACUGCAUUGCCUCAAAGCAAACUGUGCACAACUAAAAACACUUGUAAUGAUUCAUUGUGCUACCCAAACCUGCUUCUGUGCACCCCAAGCAAAUAUCUCAUCAGCUUAUAUUACAUUUAUUUAUUUGGCUGGCACCUUUAUCCAGGGUGACUUACAACAUUUAUGAUACAACUGGUAACAUU
Molecule: messenger RNA, 4178 nt
Organism: Polypterus senegalus (gray bichir)
Lineage: Eukaryota; Metazoa; Chordata; Cladistia; Polypteriformes; Polypteridae
Gene: pacsin1b
Product: protein kinase C and casein kinase substrate in neurons 1b
Exons: 10
Coding region: 319-1659 (446 amino acids)
Biological process (GO): actin filament organization; regulation of endocytosis; cytoskeleton organization
Cellular component (GO): plasma membrane; cytoplasm; endosome
Molecular function (GO): protein binding; phospholipid binding
Source: RefSeq, a predicted model, not a curated record